Molecule: messenger RNA, 903 nt
Organism: Penicillium daleae
Lineage: Eukaryota; Fungi; Ascomycota; Eurotiomycetes; Eurotiales; Aspergillaceae
Product: putative RAS small monomeric GTPase
Exons: 5
Coding region: 1-903 (300 amino acids)
Biological process (GO): signal transduction
Cellular component (GO): plasma membrane
Molecular function (GO): GTPase activity; GTP binding; GDP binding
Source: RefSeq, a predicted model, not a curated record
AUGGCAGACAAGAUCUCAAUCACCAUCUGCGGCGACGGCGGCUGUGGCAAAUCAUCCAUCACCUUACGGCUGGUCCGUAGUCAAUGGGUUCACGAAUAUGACCCAACUAUCGAGGACUCAUACUCGGUGACCCGCACCGUCGACGGACUCCCAUACUUUCUUUCCAUCACCGACACCGCCGGUCAAGAAGAAUACCGCGGACUAUGGACCACAUCAACGGUCAAAUCAGACGCAUUCCUACUCGUCUACGAUAUCACCAACCCGUCCAGCCUGCAGACGCUCGACUACUUCAUGGACAUGAUCAACUUGGAAGCUGAGCAGCGCGUGGAGGACAACGAGCGGCUGCGUAAGGAGCUGGGAAAUAAGGGUGUGAACGCUGGAGAGCAGAUCGGGCUGCCGCCGCCGGUGAAGAUCGUUGCUGGUAAUAAGUGCGACCUGAAGGACGGGCGUGCAAUCACGGCUCGUGAGGGAUUGGAGUAUGCGCGCAAGCAUGGGUGUGGGUUCAUGGAGACGAGUGCGAGGGAGAUGGUGAACAUCGAGGAGACGUUUGCCCUGCUGGUUCGUCGCAUUGUUGAAGCACGCCGUGUCCAUCAGCAGCAGCAGAGCACGUCCCCGACUCGACGCCGAUCUUCGCGCGCACGCCACUCGGUGCAUACGACGGCAUUGCCCCCCACGACAACCGAUGCCAGUGUUGCCAGUGCGCGCGAGACUCGAUCCCGAGCCAGUCGGUUCUUCAGUCUAGGCAUUGGCCGGAAACCGAGUGAGCCCGCGAGUCCGACCAGAGUUUGCAGGCGUCGGGGUUCGCGGGCAGGGAUAAAAGAGAAGGAGGCAGACCAGGAUGAAGAAGAGGUUGAGCCACGGGGCCGCUUCCUCAGACGGCUAUGCUGCUGCUGGGAAUGUUGA